Nematolebias whitei (Rio pearlfish) is the source of this 1416-nucleotide messenger RNA. It is a transcript of the gene bpnt1, whose product is annotated as bisphosphate nucleotidase 1. Lineage: Eukaryota; Metazoa; Chordata; Actinopteri; Cyprinodontiformes; Rivulidae. Gene Ontology annotation, molecular function: 3'(2'),5'-bisphosphate nucleotidase activity. The record is from RefSeq and is a predicted model, not a curated record. The transcript is spliced from 10 exons. Gene Ontology annotation, biological process: phosphatidylinositol phosphate biosynthetic process. Bases 174 to 1103 code for a protein of 309 amino acids.
GGUUGAAAUGCCACUGAUGUUGCGUGAUUUUACUUAUCUGCCAAGCUGGUUUCUGUUUACCUUUCACCUGGAUGAAUGAAACACCUUAAAAUUAGACGAGACAAUUAGCUACAAUAGUUGAACUCGUGUUGACGGCAUUUUGAAGCAUUUUACACUUGAAUUAAACACGAACGAUGUCUGGGAAUCCUGCUGUGAUUAUGCGGCUGGUGGCGUCUGCGUACUCUGUGGCUGAAAAGGCCGGGGCCAUUGUUAGGAACGUGCUUCACAGUGGAGAACUUGGCAUUGUGGAAAAGACGGGAGCUAAUGAUCUGCAGACCGUGGCAGACAGACUCGCACAGCAGAGCAUUUGUGCUUCACUGUCCAGACGUUUUCCCAAAAUCACCAUCAUUGGAGAGGAGGAUCUUCCAGCUGAAGAGGUCCAGGAAGAUCUUAUUGAAAAUGGUCAGUCAGAGGAAAUCCUUCAGAAGAACUGUCCAGAGGAAUAUAGCACACUAAAGGAAGACGAGCUUGUCGUGUGGGUCGAUCCCCUCGAUGGCACAAAGGAAUAUACUGAAGGGCUUCUGGACAAUGUGACGGUGCUUAUUGGUAUUGCAUAUGGAGGCAGAGCUAUUGCAGGUGUCAUCAACCAGCCCUUCUACAACUACCAGCUCGGAGCGGGAGCCACUUUAGGAAGGACCAUGUGGGGAAUGCUGGGAUUGGGCGCCUUUGGAUUCCAGCUACAGGAAGUUCCAGGGGACAAGCGAAUUGUAACUACCACCCGUUCCCAUAGCAACAAGGUGGUCAUAGACUGCGUCAAUGCCAUGGAGCCUCAUGAAGUUGUAAGAGUAGGCGGCGCUGGAAACAAGAUAAUCCAGCUUGUUGAGGGGAAGGCUUCUGCGUAUGUCUUUGCUAGUCCGGGGUGCAAGAAGUGGGAUACAUGUGCUCCUGAGGCCAUCCUGCACGCUGUCGGAGGAAAGCUCACCGACAUGUAUGGAAAUGGAUACCGUUAUGAUGCCGACGUAAAGCACAUGAACUCUGCUGGAGUUCUAGCUACAUUACGCAACCACGGACACUACAUCAGCAGGGUGCCACAGUCAGUGCUGCAAGCCCUCAAGUCAGACUGAAAUUGUUUUCAAUAUGAAGACCAGAAAAAACAGACGAUCCAAAAGGAAUAAUUAAAAACAAUACAGUAACUGUUUAAGUGGUCUGGAAAUUAUCUGUACUUUAUUCAGUAGCCACUAAGAGGAACAGUUCAACUUUAUGUGCAGAGUGCCAACAAACAAAAUGCCAUCUGGAUUUAAUGAGUUUGAUCUUUUUACACAUGCAGUGACUGAAAAUACAACUGUUCUUGUAAAAAGCUUUUUUUUUUUUAACUGGCAUGACUUUAAUGUACUUAGUCACCGUCUUUCCUAAUAAAAUGCCACAUUUUUCACCCUA